AUGCCGUCCUUCUCGAACGACGGCCCCUACCAAACAGCCACCGCCACGGCCACGGCCACUCAUCCUCGACCCUUCGACUCGCCGCAGGGAAAACCGCACGACAAGGCUCCCGUCGGCAACACGUUUCUCUGGACCAACUGGCCCAACGGAGACGCUAACCACAACGACGGCCCCCCGAACGACCGUCAACAUCUCGCCAAUGGCAGUGCCUAUUCUCUGAAUGGGCCCCGAUCGAGCGCCAGCUCCUACCACCGGGAUUUCCCCCAGUCGAAAGAUGGAAGCAUGCACUCGCUAGGCAACGGAUCCGCUCGAGACCCUCGAGAUGGGGGGCGACCCUCGAUGACGCCGGACAGGGAUUACACCCCGCGCACCUCUGAUGUCGGCGCUGGUGCCGGCUCGAUAACUUCGGUUUCCGGCCAUCAGCCCAACGGCACGUCGUUGGGCCCUCGUUCGCUCGGCGGCAAGUCGAUGGUGAAUGGUGACUAUUCCCGCGCCUCCGUCGACGAACUGGCCUCCUUGGACACCACCGGCAACGUGAACGGAACGCGAUUGUCAUCCUCGCAGCCCGAAGAUAGCGGCUACCUUUCGCCGGACGCCGACCGAAUAUCCCCAUCGCAAAAAGGAUCUCAUCGCUACUCCUCGCCGCCCGUGCCGCCGAGCGCGGAUAAUUCUGUUCAGCAGGAUCCGAAUCACCCUGGCCUUCGACAGCGUCAUACCCUUCAAGUACCUCGAACGACCAGCGGCCGCCGCAGUAGCCGAGACCACUCCGAAGAUGCUUACAGUAGUGGCCGCCUAUCGCCUACAACGAACGGCCGCCGUCCGUCCUUCACCCUUGGCCGCCGGGCCAGUCGAACCAACCGCUCCGACACGUUCCCGGACGACAUGAAUCCUGAAGACGACGCCGCUCGAUGGGCCGAAGCUAUCAAACAUAGGAGGGCUUCGAGGCGAAGGCGCCGCGACGAUGACGAUGACGACCGCGUCAUUGUCGGAACGAAGGUGGAUCAGAACCAUGUGAACUGGGUUACGGCGUAUAACAUGCUUACUGGCAUUCGUUUCACCGUGUCGAGGAUCAAUGCGAAGAUGGAACGGGAACUAACGCCGGCUGAUUUUGAAGCCAAGCACAAGUUCUCAUUCGACAUAACGGGUAAUGAAUUGACGCCCUCCGCCAAGUACGAUUUUAAGUUCAAGGACUACGCCCCGUGGGUUUUCCGAAGUCUGCGAAACAAAUUCCGCAUUGAUCCCGCCGACUACUUGAUGUCCCUCACCAGCAAGUAUAUUCUGUCGGAGCUGGGCUCGCCCGGCAAAAGUGGAAGUUUCUUCUACUUUUCGCGUGAUUACAAGUAUAUCAUCAAGACGAUCCACCAUUCGGAACACAAACUAUUACGCAAGAUCCUUCCCGAAUACUACAAGCACGUCGAGCAAAACCCGAACACCCUCAUUUCCCAAUUCUACGGCCUCCACCGCGUUAAAAUGGCUUAUGGCCGGAAGAUCCACUUCGUCGUGAUGAACAACCUCUUUCCGCCCCAUCGGGAUAUUCACCAAACAUUCGAUCUGAAAGGAUCUACCAUCGGCCGUGACCUGCGCGAAGAGGAUCUCGAAAAGAACCCCAGAGCGACGCUGAAGGACUUGAACUGGGUUCGGAGAAACCGACAACUUCAGUGCGGCCCGUCCAAACGAGAAUUCUUCCUAGCGCAGCUUCAGCGCGAUGUGGAAUUGCUGAAGCGGCUCGGCAUCAUGGAUUAUUCUCUUCUGGUGGGAAUCCACGAUGGCGAACGCGGAAACGAGGAGGGGCUCCGUGACAAGACCCUGCAAGUCUUUUCACCCGGAGGUGACCGCGAAGAAGAGGCAGCCCCCAACAUGCUCAUGCGGACACCUUCCAAGUUGGAGAGUGAGCGCAAGGCGCGCGAGUUGCGGAUGUCUCUCAAACGAGAACGCCCGGUACCUCUGGACAAGGCCGCGGCGAAGAUGCCUGAGGAGAUCCUGGACGAGCGCAAGUUCCAUGUUUUCUAUUCCGAUGAUGGUGGAUUCCGUGCGACCCAUGAGAACGGCCAACCCGGAGAGGAGAUCUACUACCUGGGGAUCAUCGAUUGUCUGACCCACUAUGGCACCGUGAAAAAAUUAGAACAUUUCUUCAAGGGACUUUCCAAUGAUCGGACGCAAAUCUCGCCAGUUCCGCCGAUGGGUUACGGAGAUCGGUUCAUCCAGUUCAUCAAGGGUAUUACCAUGUCGAAGGAGGAGGCCGAGCGCCACCGGGAGUCUCGGGUAUCUGAACAGCGUUCGUCUUCCGUUGAAAGGACAAUGCAGGCGGCUGAAAAAGAGGCUGCGGCUAAAGAUGUGAUAAUAGCUAACCCCCGAACGUUGUCGACUGUGCGGGACCCGGGUGACCCCAGCGGCAGCGUUCCUGCAUCGACGCUACCCAUUGUGGACGAGGCCGGCGAGGCCAGCAGUGUUGGAGGUCAAAGUCAACACAGCCGACGAGGCCCGUCGCCAGCACCAGAAAAAGAUCUACCGCCGCUGCCUAAUCAUCACCUGAACCAUCACCACCACCAUCACCAUCUUGGAUUUGGUAAGGGCAAGGCGGUGGCUUAG
Molecule: messenger RNA, 2589 nt
Organism: Aspergillus affinis
Lineage: Eukaryota; Fungi; Ascomycota; Eurotiomycetes; Eurotiales; Aspergillaceae
Product: 1-phosphatidylinositol-4-phosphate 5-kinase
Exons: 3
Coding region: 1-2589 (862 amino acids)
Biological process (GO): phosphatidylinositol metabolic process
Molecular function (GO): phosphatidylinositol kinase activity
Source: RefSeq, a predicted model, not a curated record